AUGGCCUCCUCUUCGUCGAAUGUAGUGGGUGUCCACUACCGAGUGGGCAAGAAGAUCGGUGAAGGUUCUUUUGGUGUGAUUUUUGAAGGCACCAACCUUUUGAACAACCAGCAGGUGGCUAUCAAAUUUGAACCCCGAAAGAGCGAUGCUCCGCAGUUGCGUGACGAGUACCGAACGUACAAGAUCUUAGUUGGAUGCCCUGGUAUCCCUAAUGUCUAUUACUUUGGACAGGAAGGUCUGCACAACAUUCUUGUCAUUGACCUUCUUGGCCCAAGUCUCGAGGACCUUUUCGAUCACUGCAACCGCCGAUUCUCGAUCAAGACUGUGGCGAUGCUGGCCAAGCAAAUGCUGUUGCGUGUGCAGACCAUCCACGAGAAAAAUCUUAUCUACCGUGACAUCAAACCAGAUAACUUUCUCAUUGGCCGCCCAACCACCAAGACCCCGAAUAUUGUCCAUGUGGUCGAUUUUGGCAUGGCCAAGCAAUACCGGGACCCCAAGACCAAGCAACAUAUCCCAUACCGUGAACGCAAGUCCUUGUCAGGUACCGCCCGGUAUAUGAGUAUCAACACACAUCUGGGCCGUGAGCAAUCACGACGUGAUGACCUGGAAGCCUUGGGACACGUUUUCAUGUACUUUUUGAGGGGUGGCCUGCCAUGGCAAGGAUUGAAGGCUGCAACUAAUAAGCAGAAGUACGAGAAGAUUGGUGAGAAGAAGCAGACUACCCCAAUCAAAGAUCUCUGCGAAGGAUUUCCUGAGUUUCUGAAAUACUUGGAUUAUGUGCGCAAUCUUGGCUUCGAGGACACCCCCGACUAUGACUACCUGCAGGAGCUUUUCGCGCUCGCACUCAAAAAUGCCAACGAGGUUGAUGAUGGAGAGUUCGACUGGUCGAAGCUAAACGAUGGCCAGCCAUGGGACCAUAAGUCUUCAUAUCUACCACCGCAACAUACAGGAUCUCGCAAUCCCAACACCAACACUAACACCAACCCCAAUAACAAUGGCCCAAAAGGUAGUCGCCAAGGCUAUGCUCAUGGUGCAAAGGACCGGUCACCAUCCACUCCGCAGCAGGCCUUCAGAAAUAAGGAUCUUCCAAAGGAGCCCUCUGGAAGCCAGGGAAACCAGCAACCUCAUUAUGCACGCCAGCAGCAGGGAGUGCAGAAAGGGAAUAAGAAUCGCGGCAGCGGUGUCGUCGCGGCCGCUGAUGUUGGUAAAUAUGGGCUCAGCAAUGCUAGCAUGCAACCUCAAUUUAGCAACCAACCCGGGACUUCGGUGGCCACCAAGGGGAACAACAAUUGGAACGGAAACAUGAAUGCCGGCCGUUUUGGAAGCGCUCAACCACAGAACGCUACUAGCCCAGGUCAUCCACAUGGAGAUCAGACUGACUCUGACGUGAACAAGCCCUUCUCUAGAAAGGUCUUAGAUUUCAUUCUCUGCAAAUCCUGCUUUUGA
This is a messenger RNA of Penicillium macrosclerotiorum, 1446 nucleotides long. RefSeq names its product casein kinase I. The record is from RefSeq and is a predicted model, not a curated record. Gene Ontology annotation, molecular function: protein serine/threonine kinase activity; ATP binding. Gene Ontology annotation, cellular component: nucleus; cytoplasm. The transcript is spliced from 4 exons. Gene Ontology annotation, biological process: endocytosis; signal transduction; peptidyl-serine phosphorylation. Bases 1 to 1446 code for a protein of 481 amino acids. Lineage: Eukaryota; Fungi; Ascomycota; Eurotiomycetes; Eurotiales; Aspergillaceae.